Ruditapes philippinarum (Manila clam) is the source of this 6420-nucleotide messenger RNA. RefSeq names its product RING1 and YY1-binding protein-like. The coding region runs from base 124 to 768 and encodes 214 amino acids. Gene Ontology annotation, molecular function: DNA binding; transcription coregulator activity. Gene Ontology annotation, cellular component: nucleus. The transcript has 4 exons. Gene Ontology annotation, biological process: positive regulation of DNA-templated transcription. NCBI's taxonomy places the organism in Eukaryota, Metazoa, Mollusca, Bivalvia, Venerida, Veneridae. The record is from RefSeq and is a predicted model, not a curated record.
GGCUGCUAUCCGUGCAAAAUAAAAUACCGCCGUUGAAGUUAAAUAUCACGUGAUGCAAACCACGUGACAUAUUCUACUUCCGUUUGAAGAAGAAAAACAACAAAGAGCUGAAAAUUAAUAUUAAUGGACGAGAAAAGAGCUCCUGGCAGGUCAAAGCGACCUGUUAAACCACCUGACGACGGUAGCUGGGACUGUAGUGUGUGCACAUUUAAGAAUUCUCCAGAGGCGUACAAGUGUGACAUGUGCGAUGUCAGGAAAGGCACCUCCACACGUAAACCUAAGUUGAAUCCCCAGCUAGUAGCUCAACAGGUGGCCCAACAGUAUGCUGGACCUUUGACACCACCACCUGGGUCCCCGAAUCCCGAUGAAGAGGAUCAGGACCGACUGUUCCCAGAUCCAGAGGAUGAUUUAUUUGGUCCACCACCUGCGCCCCCGAAGCCAGUAUUUAAGAAAGACAAAGGUUUAGCAGUAGUGAACAAAGGAGAAAAAUCAAACACACAAAUAACAAAGCAAAAUACACAACAGAGGCAGCAUAAACAAACAAAGAAAAAUACGAGGCCACCUAGAUUGAAGAACGUAGAUCGAACGAGUGGUGAGCAGAUAGCCGUUACUGUAGAUAAUGUUACUGUUAUGAUAACAGAUUAUCAACCAAAGAAACGUAAACUUGCCACAGAAUUGACCAAAGUGCAGUCUGACAUGAGUGAUACGUCAAGCAAUGCUAGUAAUGAUAUUCACGAGGACAGACUCGGUAGUGAUAAUCAAACAUGAUGGUCGACAACAACAACAACAACAACACAUGCACAAAUAACCUUUCAUUCAAUGUAAAUGCAUCAGUGCAAGGUUAUCAUGCAUUUAUAAAUGAUAUUUAGAAGUGCAAGUAUUUUAUGUGCGGAGAGUUUAUUAUAAAGAUAUAUUAUAUCCAAAAUUCUUACGCUAACACUAUUGUAGCCCUGUGAACUUGACAGCAAGUUAGGGUAAUGACAGUAUGAAUAUUUGAUAAAAAAAAUACAGUAAAAGGAUCUCAACAUAGUUAAUUGUGGUUGCAUUCUUGGAUUUAUUGUGGUAGAGCUCAGGGGUGCAUUUUCAGGAUAAUUGGUUGUCUGUAGAACAUCUUCCACAAAUGCUGUGUCACAGUGUUAAUAGGUUCUUCAUUAAACUUUAUCUUAAUGUUUAUUUUUAUAAUAUAUCUGAAAGGAGUUUAAAUUAGGUCAUGUGGGAUUUGAGGCAAGGUCAUAAAGUUAAGUUUAUCAUUUAUUAUCACACAAGAGAACAUGUUUUUGAUUGAGUAGUUAAUCUUCAUGCCCAAAACUGUUUGCUUUCAUGAUUUCUUGGUGAAGUUCACAUAAGGUCAUCAGGGGUCUAAAACUAGGUCAUUAACUAAAAUUACAAAGUUAAGGAAAAAAAAAUUUAAAACUGCAGAAAAAACAUUUUAGGAGUUUCAGUCAAAAUAUUUGCGUUCUUUCUUUUUCUUAGUCAGAUUUGUAUAUGUUGCAUCUCUGACUUAAAAAAUAAAAAAAUAUUGCCUCAAAUCAAGGUAUCUUUGACUUUCCAUAAUCGUCAACAGUUGCGCAAGGAUGUGAAGAUAAAAUAUCAUUGUGGGUCUUAUUUAGAAAAUCAUAUUUAGAAAAUCAUACAUAAAAAACAAACAUUAUAAAUUAUUUAAAGCUACAGACCCACAGACUAAUGAUGUCAAUAUAAAGCAUCGCAAUGGUUUAAAAUUAUACAAGGAUAAAAGUGCAAAAACUUUAAUAAACUGGUAUUUUUGAAAACAAGAUGUAUAUUAAUCAUUAGACAGCUUUUCUUGUUGUUUAUUGAAAUGCUCAAAAGAGUAUCAUUAUGGUUAGAUGUACAGGGAUAUUUUAAAUAUUUCAUUUGUGCCUGAUAUAAAACAAGGAUUAUGGCACCUGAGGUCUUUCUUCUCAGGUAAAACUGGGAAGUCACCAUAUGUUAGACCUUCUCAGUGUUGUUGAGACUUCAAACUCAUCUGCAAAGUGAAUGAUUGUUAAAACAUUCAUACAUGUUUAUGUAAUGUAGUUAAAAAUAACAGACAAAUGAAUUGACAUCCAUUGUAAAAUAAUCAUCAUUGUUUGUAUGGAGGUGUCUGUGGCCGAGUGGACAAGGUUGUUGACUUCAAACCACUUGCCCCUCACCGCUAUGGGUUCAAAUCCCAACAGGGACUUUGGAUUCUUUCAUAUAAGAAAGCAAUUCAGCUAGCUUAUGGAACAUCGAUUCCAGUUCUACUUGGGUGCCUGUUUAGACCUGAAAUAAUGCAUGGAAGGGCACCUGAGGUCUUCCUCCACCUGUAAAGCUGGAAUGUAGCCAUAUGACCUAGUGUGAUGUAGAACCCAAACAAACAAACAUUUUAUGUAUAUUGAAUCAUAUAAUGCAAUGAAUAUCCCCAUUUAGUUUAUUAAUCCUUACAGCUGCAUGCCUCCAGAUGAGCCAGAAUAUUUCAAGAAAAUCAAAUUUGAGAAAACAUGUACCAAGAAGUUAAGAAUAAUUUAUAAUUAUGUAAUGUGCCAUUUGUGAAUGAUUUUGCUAUAUUUAUCGCCAUAUUGCUAGUGAGACUAAUGCAGUAAGGACUAUUUUUGUAUAUUUUGACCUGUUUUUUUUUGGUAAUUUACAGAGAUUAUAAGUGCUGCUGGCAAUGUGUUUAUUACUUUCUUUGUCCACUUAACUAUAUUUUACUUUUAAAUACAUUUUUCAAAUUUUCAUAAGAAUUAGUAAUAUGAAAAAGGCAAAGCCUCAAAGCGAGCUCGAUUUUCUUUUACCGUGAAAUAGUAUAAAAUAAUUGUUCAAUUUUAUUUUACAUUUCCCGUUUUAAAAAUGUCAUUCGAUAUUUUAUACACUGCCUCCAUUUAUUCUGGUUCCCUGUCGUAUUAUGGUUCCAUAUAAGUGCGCAAGACACCAGUCUCUACGCUUCUGUUUUCAAUCAGAAUACCUCAGCUUUUAUCGUUAUCUUGAAAUUCGAAAAGUUGCGAUGUGUCAAUUCAGAUUGAUUUGAUUUGAUUGAUUAUGUUGAUUGAGUACAAGUAUUGUGCUGGAUAUAUUGAUUUUUAGCUAGAUAUUUUACAUUCCUGGGUUUCUUUUUUGCCCAGGUCAUAGCUCACGAAAAUAUUUAUUGUCAUAUUAGAUCAAAACAUUUUAACUAUGCCUUAUUAACUUCCACAAUACUAAAAAGUAUGAUAAAGUUAUCCCAUCAGUUCAGUGUAGUGAUAUAAGGUUGUUCAGGAGUCAUUGAUUAUGUUAAUGUAAAUUAUAUAAAUACUUACAUUGGUGGGCAUUGUCUUUUGUAGUACCUUUUGUUGUCACUCAUGAGCAGAAAUAAUUAAACUGUCCUUAACGUUCACUAAAUUUCAUUUCUUUUUGUUAUCAAACUGUUCCUAACUUUCACUUACUCACUGGAUUUCUGUUGUAUUUUGCUGUAGCAUAAUUAUCAUAUUUCAACAUUUGUAAUUUUUGUAAUCAAACUUUCCUUUACUGUCACUUUCACAUUGAUUUUCUGUUGUUUUUGCUGUUCCAAAAUCAUGGUAUUUCAAUAUUUGUAAUUUUGGUAAACAAACUGACCUUAACUUUUUCUUACUUGUCCGAUUUCUGUUGUUUUUGCUGUAACAAAAUCGUUGUAUUUCAAAAUUUCCUAAUUUUGUUUUAAUAUUUAAAAUAGUAAAUCAAGUAUUGUUCAGAGAAUUUUGUUUUACUGUUAGGGCUUCCAGACCAUUAAUGCUCAGAUGAGCAUGAAAAGAUCAUGGUGACUUUGUUUAAGCUGGUCCAUAGUUUUCUUGUAUAACUUUUCUCAAAUUUUCACCUGUUUUAAUAAUUAUAAUAAUAGUAUUAUGGCUAAGGUAGCAAUCCCACAGCUUCUUCCAAAUUAAGGUGAGCAUUGCAUACAUCUGGUUGCAGUUGUUGCAAGAGAUAUAACAUUUGGUUAUAUUCCAAUAAAUUAUUGAACUGAAUUUCAAAAUUAUUGCUCAUAGAUGAUAUUGGCUUGGGAAAGUUUAGUAGACUAUUUUAUUGAUGAUCUUAGUAUAUAAUUGAUGAUAUAUGAUAAUAAAUUGAUGAUAUUAAAAACAAAUUACUAUUAAUGAGGGUAGAUAAAAACAAAGGUGUGUAGACAGUUGUUUCAUAUUUUGAUCAUGAAAUCAACUACAAAGACUUUUGAAAGAUCAGUUUUAAUGAAUCAAGCUUUUGUAAUUGGUCAUAAAAGCAUGUUUCAUGACUAUUAAAUUUGUAUACUUGCAAGGUCAAGGUCAUAAUGAAAUUUAACACAUCAAUGCUAGACUGUAGGUUUUUACUUAUUAAAGGUACUCCUCUGAUGUUUUUUGAUGAUGAGACUGGAAAUAUUUUUCCAAGAUUUGUGUACCAUUUGAUGUAGGUCUGGACCAGUAACUUGUGUGCAAAUUUUCAGAUCAUUUGCUCUCACUGUUUUUCCAGAAUAAUCUUUUUGGUGUGCAAAAUGAGGCAACACUUUUCACUCAAAUUGGGCUAAAUUUCUUUAAUUCCCUUUCAGAUGUUUUCAUUCAAGUGCUUCACUUGAUCCGUGUUAGAAUUUAUAGGCUGUUUGACCUCAGUGGAGCUCCUAUAAUGGUCCUUAAGUGCCAUGUUGUACUGUAAAUCAUGAUGUGACUAUGUAGUACUGUAUGAUUCCGAUUUUGUAAAUCAACACAUUGGCUUAAGUGCAAUGUGAUUCUGUAAAUCAACACAUCGGCUUUAAUGCUUUGUGGUUCUGUAAUUCAACACAUUGGUUUUAAUGCUUUGUAAUUCUUUAAAUCAGUGCUGUGUGGUUUUGUAAAUUGAUACAUUGGUUCAUGAAGUGCUUAAUGGUUCUGUAAUUCAACACGUUGGCUUUAAUGCUUUGUGGUUCUGUAAUUCAACACAUUGGCUCAUGAAGUGCUUUAUGGUUCUUUAAUUCAACACAUUGGCUUUAAUGCUUUGUGGUUCUGUAAACCAACACAUUGGCUUAAGUGCUGUGUGGUUUUGUAAUUCAAUGCAUUGGUUUUAAUGCUCCGUGGUUCUGUAAAUCUACACAUUGGUUGUAGUGCUAGAUCUAUGUGUUAUAUGAUGUAAUCAUUCAGUUUACUAAUUCUAUGCUUCCAAGUUUCUUGCUUUGCCAAAGUAUUAUAUAUUAUGUAGGUUAAGGUAGGCCCUAAUUGUUAGACUAUAUUUUAUUUUGUUAACUUUGCUUAUAUUUAAACCUCUAUGCCCCUACUUCAUCAAUCAGUAGAUACUGGAUGUAAAUUAUGGGGUUUAUUUUUAAUAGAUAACAGGUGUAUAUUGUGGGGUUAUAUUAAAAGAUAAUAGGUGUUUAUCAUUGGAUGUAUAUUAUUCUAAUCAUUGUAGAAAAGUUUGACCCUUUUGACCCGAAUUUUUCUAAAAUGUUUGUCCUGCCUUGAAUUUGUAACAAUCCAUUCUCAAUUUUCAUGGAUUUCUAAACAGAAUACAUAAAUUGAGCUAGUAUAGAUCCUGGUCACACUGCAUGGAGAUGCAGGUUUGGCCUGACUAUGCUGGCGGCAAAGGCUGGAUACUUUUGAUUCCAGCAGCUUCAAUUUUAAGCUUUUUUAUUUCAUGCUAAGAAUUAAAGAAUUUAUACUUAAAUGCAAUAUACCUGAAAUAUGACCUUGGCCCCUUUACAUAGGUAAGCUUGAGUUUUUGUAUCGGAUUUUCAGAAAAAAUACAGAAUUAUUAUCAAAGGUACUGAAAUAUGACAUUGACCCCAUUAAAUGACCUUGGCCCCUUUAUAUGACCUUGGCCCCUUUAUAUGGUAAACUUGGACUUUUGUAUCAGAUUUUCAGGGAAAAAAUAAAGGAAUAUUAACAAAGGCAUUGAAAUAUGACAUUGACCCCUUAAAUGAUGUUGGCCCCUUUAUAUGGUAAGCUUGGUCUUUUGCAUCAAAUUUUCAAAUAAUGAGAAAUUAUUAACUGAAAAAUGUGGUGUUGUAUACAAUAAUAUUUAGUCUUUUUUUCUUUUUUUUUCUUUUUUAAGUCUGUUCAAAUACUUUUGAAAUGUAAGUGUCAAUAGAUUUUUAAUAAGGAAACUCUUAUUGCCAUACCAAAUAUUGGUGUGAAGCUUCAUAUAUUUUAACCAAAGAAAAUUAGGUCAAAGAUUUUUGAGGUUGUUAAAUACAAAAAUAGAAAGAGAAAAUAAAUUCUAGGUAGUUUUUUUUCUUCAUCUUUUUCUUUGUUUUGACUAUCAUGUGACAGUUUUCAUCAGUCUUUCCAUUAUUAGUCUACUCCCUAUGUUUUCAUGAAUUUAUCAUCACAUAUAGGAUAGUAUAUAUAAACUGUGAAGAAUUGUGAAUGACUGUGUAAUAUUUACAAUGCUAGAUGGCUCAUUGCUUGACAAGAGUGAAUAGUUGUUAUUUUAUUAAGUGACAUUAUUUGUUAUUAACAAAGUGUAGAAAAAUAAAGAACAUAAGUAUUGUGA